Procambarus clarkii (red swamp crayfish) is the source of this 1736-nucleotide messenger RNA. RefSeq lists its product as uncharacterized. NCBI's taxonomy places the organism in Eukaryota, Metazoa, Arthropoda, Malacostraca, Decapoda, Cambaridae. The record is from RefSeq and is a predicted model, not a curated record.
AUGCAACAAGUCACUGCAUUUGUGUUUUUCACUGCACAUAUUCCUUCACUGUUCAUCAUCAAUUGUCCUUCAACACUCAUUGAGGAAUUAACACUGAAUUGUGAAGUAAAAAGUAAAAAGAGAACGGAAAAAGAGAUAGUGCGAGAGACAGAUAGAUAUUCUGAGACAGAGAAAGAAAGGAAGAAAAAUAACAAUAAAAUAAAUAAUAAUGGCACUUUCAAUACAAUCAAGCUAACCCUUGUUAUUAAAUUGGGUCAUCGUUUUCAACGACAGUUCCGGCUGAGUGAGACCCAGAGACAACCUCGGAGAUUAAUUCAUGGAGCGGAAUCCAGGCGACAACCUCGAAAGCAGCGAGACAAGUUGGCUGCCGACACAGCGGAGGAUGUGGCAUGCAAUAUGACCGUCCUACAAGGUCGACUACCACAGAUCUCUACCGAUCAUGCACUAGCAUCUAAACCAUGCCAUGUUAAGCUUCAGUCACUUAAUGCACUGGCUUUCACUUGUUAUUUGUCAUAUCUGUGCCUGAAACACUACACUCCAUUGUCUUCUAGAAUCUCUUCUAUUCCAUUUGAGUUGCUUGCUACCAUUACGCAACAACCGUUCCUGGUAACUUUCCUGUAUCUCAAGGUCCCCAUUAAUGAUCUACUUUGUCUUAUUCUUAACGAGUCCCUCUUUAUCUACCAGAUGAAGGUGCUGCUUGUGCUGUCCUUGGUGGCUGUGGUCGCCUCCCCGCACGGAACACUGGGGGGUGGUGUGGGAUAUUAUGGUAGAAGACUUGGUGGUGUAGGACUUGGUGGUGUAGGACUUGGUGGUGUAGGACUUGGUGGUGUAGGACUUGGUGGUGGAGGACUUGGUGGUGUAGGACUUGGUGGUGGAGGACUUGGUGGUGUAGGAUUUGGUGGUGGAGGACUUGGUGGUGUAGGAGUUGGUGGUGUGGGAUAUUACGGUAGAAGACUUGGUGGUAUAGGACUUGGUGGUGUAGGACUUGGUGGUGUAGGACUUGGUGGUGUAGGACUUGGUGUUGUAGGACUUGGUGGUGUAGGACUUGGUGGUGUUGGACUUGGUGGUGUAGGACUUGGUGGUGUAGGAGUGCAAGGUAUUGGGUCGGCGCUGCAAUACAGCUACCAAGGAGCCCUGGUUGAUUUGUCGAGUCAAUACAGUGACUAUCACUUCUCCUGGCGCCACGACGGAGGUAAGGAAUACCCAUGGGAGCAAGCCAUCUAUUACUGCACGAGCUUGGGGCCAGGCUGGCAAGGUGUCAGCAUAGAGACCAUCUUUGAGAGCAAGAUCAUCAACAACGUCAUCGCCUACGACAAACUGAGGUACAUCUGGACCGGCGGUUACCGCAGCAACUAUGGCUGGACUUGGCUCUCUGGAAAACCAUUCAUUGGUCUCAACUGGUCUCUGACCGGACUGACUGGCCUGCCCCAGCCUGACAACCGUGAGGACUAUAAUGAGAGGUGUCUGGCCGUUCUCAACUAUUUCUACAACGACGGCAUCACCUGGCAUGACAUAGGCUGCCACCACGAGAAGGCUAUCAUCUGUGAGCGUCCAAGGGUCUAUGGCUACCACUAGUGCUGUAGUGGGACACGGGUUUAGUUUCCGUGUCGGGGUACAAUGGGACAUGGGUCUACGGAACCAUGUACAGCAACAGCGGGACUUAUCCCCCAUUUAGCGAGAAUACCAAGUUGGUAAAAGUGUGAUUAAGUGGUGAAUUUAAUAAAAUAUAAAUAUUA